UCCACUUGCAACGUAAACAAAAGUCGGAACUCUAUAGCCGGCGAUAUUUUUAGUUUUGAUACAUCGCCGUCAAGUAGUGCCUACACAAAUACAUUACAUAAUACAUAUUUCAUCUAUUCUCGAUUUUAUAUAGGGCCUAUAAUUGUUAAUUAUAUAGCUUUGAUCAGCUGAAAUGACUAAGACAAAGAAAGCGAAAUCUCAGGAUAAAAAUAAAGAUGUUCCUGUGAAACGAGCAAGAGAUGACAGCAAACAAAAUGGAUCUGAGAAGAAAGCCGAGGAGGCCCCACCCAAAAAACAACAGGCCCCUCCCAGUUCCAGCAAGACAAAACAAACCCCAUCAGGCCAGCAGCAGUCCAGCAGAUCACGGUCCAAGCAAAAAUCUACACCGUACUGUAGUUAUUUUCUGGCCAUCCUUGCUGUGGGCAUUUGUGUGUUUGGGGUUGUCUAUAGAGAUCAGGUUCAGGAUGGCGUGGAGCACAUAAUGAAGAAUGGCAUAGAUAUCAAUGCUCUUGAAGUGCAGCUGAGAGAUCUGUUUGGUCAGUCUGAUGAACCAACCCCUGAACUUAAGGUCAAGGCACAAUCAAAGGAGGACAAAGGGCAAACUCAACAGAUAGACAGGAAAGAUGAAAUUUUAAAAGAGAAGGAAAAGGAUGGGAAAAUAACAAAGCCCACUGAGACUAAAAAGGAAGAAAAAGUAGCAAAGCCCACUGAAACUAAAAAGGAUGAAAAAGUAGCAAAGGAACAGCCCACUGAAACUAAAAAGGAUGAAAAAGUAGCAAAGCCCACUGAGACUAAAAAGGAAGAAAAAGCAACAAAGGAACAGCCCACUGAGACUAAAAAGGAUGAAAAAGUAGCAAAGCCCACUGAGACUAAAAAGGAUGAAAAAGUAGCAAAGCCCACUGAGACUAAAAAGGAUGAAAAAGUAGCAAAGCCCACUGAGACUAAAAAGGAUGAAAAAGUAGCAAAGGAACAGCCCACUGAGACUAAAAAGGAUGAAAAUGUAGCAAAGCCCACUGAAACUAAAAAGGAUGAAAAAGUAGCAAAGGAACAGCCCACUGAGACUAAAAAAGAUGAAAAAGUAGCAAAGGAACAGCCCACUGAGACUAAAAAGGAUGAAAAAGUUGCAAAGGAACAGCCCACUGAAACUAAAAAGGAUGAAAAAGUAGCAAAGCCCACUGAGACUAAAAAGGAAGAAAAAGCAACAAAGGAACAGCCCACUGAGACUAAAAAGGAUGAAAAAAUAGCAAAGCCCACUGAAGCUAAAAAGGAUGAAAAAGUAGCAAAGGAACAGCCCACUGAAACUAAAAAGGAUGAAAAAGUAGCAAAGCCCACUGAGACUAAAAAGGAAGAAAAAGCAACAAAGGAACAGCCCACUGAGACUAAAAAGGAUGAAAAAGUAGCAAAGCCCACAGAGGCACAAAAGGAUGAAAAAGUAACAAAGCCCACUGAAACUAAAAAGGAUGAAAAAGUAGCAACACCCACUGAGGCACAAAAGGAUGAAAAAGUUGCAAAGCCCACUGAAACUAAAAAGGAUGAAAAAGUAGCAAAGGAACAGCCCACUGAGACUAAAAAGGAUGAAAAAGUAGCAAAGCCCACAGAGGCACAAAAGGAUGAAAAAGUAACAAAGCCCACUGAAACUAAAAAGGAUGAAAAAGUAGCAACCCCCACUGAGGCACAAAAGGAUGAAAAAGUUGCUAAGCCCACUGAAACUAAAAAGGAUGAAAAAGUAGCAAAGGAACAGCCCACUGAAACUAAAAAGGAUGAAAAAGUAUCAAAGGAACAACCCACUGAGGCACAAAAGGAUGAAAAAGUAGCAAAGCCCACUGAAACUAAAAAGGAUGAAAAUGUAGCAAAGCCCACUGAGGCACAAAAGGAUGAAAAAGUUGCAAAGCCCACUGAAACUAAAAAGGAUGAAAAAUUAGCAAAGGAACAGCCCACUGAGACUAAAAAGGAUGAAAAAGUAGCAAAGGAACAGCCCACUGAAACUAAAAAGGAUGAAAAAGUAUCAAAGGAACAACCCACUGAGGCACAAAAGGAUGAAAAAGUAGCAAAGCCCACUGAAACUAAAAAGGAUGAAAAUGUAACAAAGGAACAGUCUACUGAAACUAAAAAGGAUGAAAAAGCAGCAAAGCCCACCGAGGCACUCAAAGAUGACAAAGUAGCAAAGCCCACUGAGGCACCAAAGGAUGAAAAACCAGCUCAAACAGAGGCUGCUGAUGCAGUAAAACCUGAGGCUAUGAAACAAGAGACUGCAACUGAUGAGAUUAAAGAAAAGGUUGAGGAUGCAGUGGAUAUAAAAAAUUAUAAAUUUGCUUCGAUCACCAAUGAAAUAGACUUUGUAAUUCAUAAAGAUUUAGAUGAAGCUGAUGCACUGUUUAAUGAAGAAAACUAUGAAAAAGCUGUGGAGAAGUAUGACGAAAUUCUGCGUGUCCACACUGCCAGCCCUAGAGCCUACUAUGGUAAAGGUCUAACUCUGGACAAGUUAGGGUUUAAGUACAUGAGCAAUGACUACCUGGAGCACUCCAUCAAGUAUCUGGAGCGUGUCUUGAUGUUGGAGAAAGUUCCAGAUGAUCUUCAUAUUAUGGCUGCCCGUAAGCUGGCUGACAGACAGCAGUUUAGAGGGUGGGGAGCUCAGGCUGUUAAAACCUACAAGGCACUCAGUCAAAAGUUCCCAAAGAAUCUGGAGAUUAAAAAUGCUUUUGGUGUGAGUCACAUGAUGAUUGGACAGAAUGAUAGGGCAAGAGAAGUAUUCAUGGAGGUUUUAAGGAAAGAUCCUCAGAAUGGAUUUGCAAAGGCCCACCUGGGAUUUAUUUAUAAAGUUGAUGACAACAACCUUCCCCUGGCUAUUGAUAUGCUGAAGGAAGGAAUUGACUCCAAGGCGCCAGGAACUGAAGAUGGGAGAUUUUAUCUUCAUCUGGGGGACUCGCUGCAGAGGCUGGGGCAAGAAGCAGAAGCACGUCAUUACUUCAAAGAAGGUGAGAAGAAAGGUCUGUUUCUCUCAGAAUGGCAGCGCUCACUGUACAAUGUGAAAGGUCUGACCUCAAGACCCUGGUGGACUGAGGAACAGACAGGAUAUAAACAUUACUUGAAGCUCCUCCAGGACAACUGGCAGGUGAUCAGGGAUGAAGGUCUGGCCCAGCUCGACCCAAAGAGUGGAUCCUUUGUGCCUGAGGAGGAAAAUUUGAGGGACAAAGGGGACUGGAAGCAGUUCACACUCUUCCAGCAAGGUCGUAAAAAUGGAGGCAACUGCAUGAAGGUCCCAAAGACCUGUGAACUGAUUGACCAAAUUCCAGACGCCAAAGACUGCAAAAGAGGCCAGGUGAAGUUUUCCGUCAUGCAUCCUGGCAUCCACGUGUGGCCCCAUGUUGGACCAACCAACUGUAGGAUUAGGGCCCACCUAGGGCUAGUGGUGCCGGAGGGGCCCAGGAUUCGUGUUGUCAAUGAGACCAGGACCUGGAAAGAAGGGCAGUUCAUCAUCUUUGAUGAUUCUUUUGAGCACGAGGUGUGGCAUGAUGGGAAGGAACUGCGCUUGGUUCUCAUUGUAGACUUCUGGCAUCCAGACCUGACAGAUAAACAAAGGAAACGUUUGUCAGCUAUUUAGUUGGUCAGCUGUUUCAUUCAACAUUUCCAAUUUGCCAGUAAUGUCUGCAUGUUUUAGAAUGUUUUUCCAGCCUGUUUUGAUCAUGUCUGUAUUAUUGCAUGUCAGUAUUUUGCAAGCAAGUUAUUGCACCAGCUGGUAUUUAAAAAUUAAAUUAUUUAUCUGGUGACCUACAUGUGUACAUCUGGCUGGGUAAAAGGGAAACAACUUUUUUAUUAUUUUGUUGAACUUGGGAGUUAUUGCCAAUUUUAUCUAGUUAUGUAAUUCUGGCAACAUUCAUGUAUUGUUUGAGUGUAACUGAGCAAACUUUAAAAAAAAAUGUAAACUUUUGUUUACUUGAUAUUUACAUUGUAUUUACUUUUUGUAAGUUUUAUUAUCAGUUUAGCCAAAUGAAAUCAAAUGAGAUUGAUACACACUGUUGUAGAAAUGAAACAUCAAAAUGUAUUUUGCAACUUGACAAUGUAUAAAUGAAACAUCAAAAUGUAUUUUGCAACUUGACAAGGUAUAAAUGAUACAUCAAAAUGUAUUUUGCAACUUGACAAUGUAUAAAUGAUACACCAAAAUGUAUUUUGUAACCUGAAAUUGCAUGAUAGUAGAGAUGGUUUAAAGAUUAUUUGAUAAGAUUUUACACAUGAAUUAUUCUCCAACCAAUUCAUUCUGUUAGAUCACUUUGAUACUUGUUUAUUUGAUAUUCAUUUUACACAUAUGCUUUGUUUUAACCCUUGUUUACUAACCCCCUUGACAUAAUUUUUUAUGUUCAUUUUUAUGUCGAUUUUUAUGUUUUUAAAAACUAAGUCAUGUACAUAUUUGUUUUUACAUUCAUGAAAGAGUGUUUCAAAAUUGUGCUUGCAUGGACGUUUUUAAGAUUAAUUUUUAAAGAUUGAUUUUUUUAUAUGGAAUAAGUGCUUUGAAAAAUCUAUUCAUUAUCUUAUUAAUUGCAAAUCCUUGAUGAUUCUCUUAAGAAAAAAGUCCCCAGCAUCUUCUGAGUGCCUAGCUCUACUUUCUUAAUGACAGACAGGUACAUUAUCUAGCCUGGCUACACCAUAUGAAAACUUAACCCCUGACCCCUAAUCACCCCCCUCCCUCCCUCCCCCUCACAUAAUACUUUUGGACAUUACAGAUCACUGCGGACUCACACCCUUUUCUCAGGUUAUGCUAAUCACCUGUUUCUUAAUUACUAAUAAUUCAUUGGAUCUGAGAGAUAGUAUGCAUAUAAGUUAUGUUCAUAGAUACUUAAUAUGAACUAGUGGAGAUUGUUUUUUGGUAGAUCUUUGUGUGUGCACGUCUGAAGUUUUAAACCCCUUUUUGGAUUAAUGUUCAUAUUUUUAAUAAUGUUCAGAUUGUUCAUGUUGUUGUGUUAAUGUUCAGAUUGUUGUGUGUUGUAUGUUACCAUACUGCUGAUCUUGUUAUAUGCAUCAAUUUUAUCUUUCAUAUAUUAUCUUUCAUGGAUUAUCUUUCUUGUAUUAUCUUUCAUGUAUUAUUGUUCAUGUAUUACCAACCAUUGUACAAGUAACUAUAGCCGUAUUAACUUCAGUAUUGAGUUCAAAAGUUUAUCUAUUUGUUUCAUAUUGUUUACAGUUGAUUAAUACCUCCUUCAUUCUUACAACACCUAUGAAUGAAAAAAGAAUGAAAAAGUGAUUGCUCAGUUUUUCUCUCAAAUUUUAAGCAAUAUCUAGAUAUUAAUUAAAAUGCAUAUAUUUCAGUCUGAUAUUUGUUACAAAAUGUAUUUCCUUUUCAGAGGUUUAAUCAAAGUUUGUUAUUUACAUAAGUUGACACUUUUUUUUUUACUGCUGGACUAGAAACUUACCAGACUUAUAGUGGAGUUUGUUUUGUUUGUGGUGGAUAUUCAAUCAUUACUGCUGUGGAUAAGGCUUUCAAAAUAACUUUCAUGUAAUUUAAGGUAACUAGAACUGUAUUUAAUGAUUAAGUUUGUAUUUGUGUGUACUUUGUACCAGAGCAUACUGAAGCAGGUUUGCAGUGAAUGUGGGACUUUUAAUAUUGUUGCCUGAGUUGUUUCCCUUUAAUGUUGCUGCCUGAAUUAAUUCCCCUGCACAUAAGAGGUUGUGACAUGAAGUCAAAGAUAUUUUUACAUGAAUGUUAAACAAAGAUGGCUUAAAACAUCUGGCAAAUUUUAUAUUCUGUGUCCAAUUAAUGCUAACCAUCCUGGAAUUAAAUCCCUCAUUAUUAUUGUCAAUUUUUUUUCUGAUAAAAUGUAUCAUAUUUUUUCAUGAAAAUUGGAUUUGUAUUUCUAGAAAAAGAAAUGUUAUAUCGGUCCAACAUAUUUCCAAUGUUUUAUCAUUUUCUCCCCUAUAAUUUUGUUUUAACAGUGUUAAAAAUACAUUAACAUUACAAAUUCUCAUCAAAGUUAUGAUUGAAACCUUCAACAAAAUGGCUGACAUUUAGUUGUUUAGUGUCUCUCUCACAACUGAAUAUUUGUUUGAUUUGUUAGUUAUUUGAUUACAGCAACUUUGGUUAUAAGAUUUGUAAAUUGUUUAAUAGCUACAUAGGAAUAUAUAUGUUAGGUAAUUUUGGUAAAAAGAUUAGUUUGAAUGUAUUUGUUUUUUUAAUUAGGUGAAAAGAUUUGUAUGAAUAUAUUUGUUUUUUAAUUUGGUGAAACAACUUGUUUGCAUAUAUUUUUAAAAAAAAAUGACCUCUACUCUAACCAGCUGGCAGGGGUUUGAACUGUGGCAGGGUUUACUUUUUUUUCCUGCAGCACAGUCUCUCUACACAGACAUACACACACAUAGACACACACACACACGCAUCUGUUACACAGUUGUCCAUUAAUUCGAUAGACAAACUCCCUACACACACACACACACACACACACACAUUUGUUAUACAUUUGUCCCAAAAUUCAUUAGCCCUAAAAAUUCAUGUUUGUUGUUGUUUCAGCCUUUGUUACUGAUGUUUGUUGUUGUUUCAGCCUUUGUUACUGAUGUUUGUUGUUGUUUCAGCCUUUGUUACUGAUGUUUGUUGUUGUUUCAGCCUUUAUUACUGAUGAUUCUUGAUUAACAGCUCAGUAGAAACAUCUGAGUAACUAGAUUUUGUGAUGAUUAUUGUGGAUAUUAGACUUAGAUCUAUUUUCUUCUUCUUCCCAUUGUUAAUGUGUUUGUUAAACAAGUGAUAUUGUGACAUGGAUAAAACUGUUUCAGAUUAAAUUCUAUCUUUGUUUUAAAUUGUCUUGACAUGGAUAAAACUGUUUCAGAUUAAAUUCUAUCUUUGUUUUAAAUUGUCCUGACAUGGAUAAAACUGUUUCAGAUUUAAAUUCUAUCUUUGUUUUAAAUUGUCUUGACAUGGAUAAAACUGUUUCAGAUUAAAUUCUAUCUUUGUUUUAAAUUGUCUUGACAUGGAUAAAACUGUUUCAGAUUUAAAUUCUAUCUUUGUUUUAAAUUGUCUUGACAUGGAUAAAACUCUUUCAGAUUUAAAUUCUAUCUUUGUUUUAAAUUGUCUUGACAUGGAUAAAACUGUUUCAGAUUUAAAUUCUAUCUUUGUUUUAAAUUGUCUUGACAUGGAUAAAACUGUUUCAGAUUUAAAUUCUAUCUUUGUUUUAAAUUGUCUUGACAUGGAUAAAACUGUUUCAGAUUAAAUUCUAUCUUUGUUUUAAAUUGUCUUGACAUGGAUAAAACUGUUUCAGAUUAAAUUCUAUCUUUGUUUUAAAUUGUCUUGACAUGGAUAAAACUGUUUCAGAUUUAAAUUCUAUCUUUGUUUUAAAUUGUCUUGACAUGGAUAAAACUCUUUCAGAUUUAAAUUCUAUCUUUGUUUUAAAUUGUCUUGACAUGGAUAAAACUGUUUCAGAUUUAAAUUCUAUCUUUGUUUUAAAUUGUCUUGACAUGGAUAAAACUGUUUCAGAUUUAAAUUCUAUCUUUGUUUUAAAUUGUCUUGACAUGGAUAAAACUGUUUCAGAUUAAAUUCUAUCUUUGUUUUAAAUUGUCUUGACAUGGAUAAAACUGUUUCAGAUUUAAAUUCAAUCUUUGUUUUAAAACUGCGUUGAUCACCUGGAUGAGCAAUUGAAGGCCUUGUUUGUCUGCAGCCAAUACAAAUGCUAAGUGUUUCAAGUCAGUAACAAGGACACAGGUGAAGUGGUUGGCCUAACAUUGUAUGGUGGGAAAAUGUUAUCAGUGUGACCCUGCACUCUUACUUUAUGAUACUGAUAGGGUACUUACAAUUUGGUGGUAUUUUUUGGUACUUUAUGUGUGUUUAGAAAUAAAAAUGUGACAUUUUGCCUUA
This is a messenger RNA of Physella acuta, 7828 nucleotides long. Its product is annotated as aspartyl/asparaginyl beta-hydroxylase. NCBI's taxonomy places the organism in Eukaryota, Metazoa, Mollusca, Gastropoda, Physidae. Gene Ontology annotation, molecular function: peptidyl-aspartic acid 3-dioxygenase activity; protein binding. Gene Ontology annotation, cellular component: endoplasmic reticulum. The record is from RefSeq and is a predicted model, not a curated record. Gene Ontology annotation, biological process: peptidyl-aspartic acid hydroxylation.